Porites lobata is the source of this 699-nucleotide messenger RNA. NCBI's taxonomy places the organism in Eukaryota, Metazoa, Cnidaria, Anthozoa, Scleractinia, Poritidae. The record is from the annotation of a GenBank genome assembly.
AUGGUACCAAACCUUCCAAGUGGGUAUGUGUUUGCUCUCAAAGCCUGUUACAAGGAGGGUUGCAUCCAUCCAGUUUGCAAGAACGGAAAACCAGCCAAUGAUUCAUUAUGGUUCCCAGGAGGGCCAAGUAUUCAGUACCUGCCAUUUCCAGUACCAGACCCUAAACGACCUUGGGGAGCCAAGGAAUGUGACAAGUGCAGUGGUAUUUGUAGUGGACACUACAAGGGACCAGAAGAGGUGCUAGCAGUGGAUAACUGCAAUUUGAGCAAAGCCUCCAUUUCUCCUCCAAGUACUGUGAUAAAAGAUGCCUUUGACAAAAAACAAAAGGAAUGUCUGGAACUGACGUCCGAUGAGAUAGAGAAACUAGCAAAGCAAACCUUACUCCGUACCGAUGAAGUUGAGAUGUGGGUAAGACACCUAAGUGAUGUGAGGAAACAUCGCCAAGCAGGUGCCCAGAAAGCUUCUGCAAAAAGAAAAGAGAACUCUCUCAAGAAGAAGUCUAGUAAAGCAGCUGUUGACACCCCUGACUCGUGGUGUAUUUGUGGAGGGCCAGAGUGUGGAGACAUGAUUGCCUGUGAACAUAAAGACUGUCCCAUAGAGUGGUUCCAUUUUCAGUGUGUGGGGCUUUCAACAGCACCAAGUGGAGAGUGGAUUUGCGCACAGUGCAAGGUUGCAGCCAUGGAGAAUUCACCUCAGUAG